This is a messenger RNA of Hibiscus syriacus, 375 nucleotides long. RefSeq lists its product as uncharacterized. The record is from RefSeq and is a predicted model, not a curated record. Lineage: Eukaryota; Viridiplantae; Streptophyta; Magnoliopsida; Malvales; Malvaceae. The transcript has a single exon. Bases 1 to 375 code for a protein of 124 amino acids.
AUGGGAGUUUCCACAGAUGGUCUCUGUGUUAACUGCAAUUCUCAUCAAGAAACUAGAAACCACCUAUUUUCUAACUGCUCCAUGGCUGCUCGUCUAUGGAAUUCUAUCUUAAAUCUGAACGGGAUGAAUCAGAAUUUUUCGACAUGGGAAGGAAUGGUAUCUCGUGCUUGCUUAACUUGGAAGGGGAAGUCUCUACUCACCACCAUUUUGAAGAUCUCGUGGAAUGCGUUUAUCUAUUACCUAUGGCAGGAACGGAAUCAGAGAAUAUUUCAGGCUCGUUUUCGGGAUGUUGUUGUUAUUCUUAAAGACAUCAUUGAUACUGUUGGUAUUCGACUUAGGGACAAAGUUAUUAACAGACUAGAAUACCAACUCUAA